Messenger RNA from Mycena indigotica, 1828 nucleotides. RefSeq lists its product as uncharacterized. The transcript is spliced from 8 exons. Gene Ontology annotation, cellular component: vacuolar membrane; GATOR1 complex. Bases 11 to 1828 code for a protein of 605 amino acids. Gene Ontology annotation, biological process: negative regulation of TORC1 signaling; positive regulation of autophagy. NCBI's taxonomy places the organism in Eukaryota, Fungi, Basidiomycota, Agaricomycetes, Agaricales, Mycenaceae. Gene Ontology annotation, molecular function: GTPase activator activity. The record is from RefSeq and is a predicted model, not a curated record.
GACCUCGACGAUGCCGGAGGGCCACUCUUUUUUACCUCGGAUCCAGUCAGUAUUUUACAGCGUCUUCGAUGUUACUUUUGGGCCCAAAGUCGUCUACCAGGUUCCUGAAGGGCUUAUAGCGACUGGAAUUGCGCCAUCCGACCCUCAGGUUCCAACACUUGCCUCACGCAACUCAAGCUCCUCCUUGGUUUCCCCCAGUCUACCUUCUCCUCAAAAACGCCCGUCAAGCACAACCUUGUUCAACUUCGACGACAUUUCGAAAUAUGUGAUUCCGCAAAGUCAAUUAUGUGGUCGUCUAGUCACUUGCUCGACCAAAGGCCAUCGCAUCAUUGGCUUUCCUGUCCAACUCUCUGGUCCGAAGUAUCAGAGGAACUAUCUGCGAUAUAACUUGUGCUUCGUUUUCAACCGUGAUGCCGACCUAAGCUGUUAUGAACCCAUUGUGCGGAAAGUCAGUCGUGUGUUGACAGCUUGCGAGGAAGAGUCGGAAUUCCUAUCCUCCCCCAAAACAUCCCCAGCAAUCCACGCCAUUUUGGAACAACUAUAUGAAGAUCUCAAUUCUUAUUCCGAGACCUCUAUCCCUAUUGACCGAUUCAACUCCAUCGAACUCAAGAUCUUUCCCUUCUACCCUAACCCACCUCAGGUCAAGGACUGGAUGGUGCCGCUAGCCCUUAUCAACUUAUCCAAGCGAAUUGAACCCAACUGGGAUCUGACUAUGGUCAAAGUCUGUCGACAUAUCGACGGAGUAAACCACAUCAGUCGUAUUGCCCACUUGGCCGACUGCGAUCUCUCGUUGACUCGCAUAGCCAUCUCACAUUUAUUAUACUAUCAAGUAAUCAUGACCAUUGACAUAUUCCAAUACUCCAACAUGUACACUUUACGUGCCAGCGUCCAAAGUCUCGCCACUGAAGCCGACGUAAAGCAGGAAUGUGCUGCUUAUGUGACCAAGCCGGGUCACCAGUUACCGGACUGGCCACAACUAUUGCAUUUGUAUUCGCGGCUCAAGCAGGGGAAAACCGUUUUUGAAUGGAUGGAAAGUCAUCAAGUUCAAUCGUUAGGAAUCGACGUUCGGCGAUUUAUCAGUUUUGGGGUAAUCAAGGGAUUCCUUCGACGAGUGCAUCGGUGGCCAAUUUUACUUCCCCCAGAACCCAUCGCUAAGAAGACGGAGCCUGUUGUCCAAGGCCGGACGAGGAUUAAUAGCCUUUCGGGGUAUUCUCCGCUGCCUUCAACCCCUCCAGUCGAACCAUCUUCCCUUUUAAGAGGAAGGACACCACAAAACACGCCCAUCAUUCCAACUAUCAGUCCUGACUUGAUAUCCUCAAGUAUUCCCAAUGCACGUGCCCCAAUUGUCACUCCAAAUCGUACCCGUCGACCGAGCGCGGCAGAGGCAAUUCUUGAACAACUGCGUCAUCGUGAUAUCCAAAAGUCGGGUCGGGGAGCUAGAACAUCAUGGAUUCAUUAUAUGAAUGAGUCUGAGAUGACGGUCUCUGAGGAAUCGCCAGUUGCUGUCCAACGCAGUGGAGGCUCCGAUUCACGACGUCAGUCACUCAGUACUCUUCCCAUCAACCCACCGCCAUCACCAGUUCAAACCAAAGCGACCUUGGUGCGACCGCAAUCAACAAGCUCACCAGCCCGGCCUCCUCCAAUCGAAGGCUGGUCAAGUAUACCAUAUCCCAAGGCCCUUCCUCCGCUCUUGGAUGGAGAACAUCACACCGAUGAGCUUGCUGUUCUAUUUGAAGCCGGUUGGCCAUUGCUUCAACACUGGUUGACAAUGAUUGGUGGUGGUGAUGGGCCUACAGACAUGGGGCGUGUAGUUAUUGUUUAUCGAUGA